AAGCACACCAUCGCGCGCCAAUGAACGCGCCUCUCCAUCGCCCCCAUGUCGCACCCUGCUCCCACCACCCACCAUUCACAACAGCCAGAACCUGCCAGCGGACCUGGCUCCGCCGCGCCCUCGCUCCCGCUCCCGUCUCCGCCUCCGCUCACUGCGCCCCCGCUGGCCGAGACGGCGGGGGCGCGCCGCAUGAAGCCUGCGCCGGUGGGGACGCUGCGCGCGCUCCCGGGGGGAAGUGAUGAGCACGACCGUGAUGGCGGAGGAAAUGGAGUAAGAGAAGAAGAAGAGGAGGAGGAGGAAGCAGAAGAAGAAGCAGAAGAAGAAGCAGAAGAAGAAGAGAGUGCGGGACGAUGCGAGCGGGACACAGACACGGACGGCGACGCAGAUCCGGCGCCGGAUCCGGACCGCGAGGCUACGGAGCUGCGGGCCGUGCGGCAGCGGAAGCGAGGAAACGGGGACGGGGACGGAGACGGGGAUGGUGAUGGGGAUCGAGCGGAGUCGGUGCGGAGCGCAACUGGCAGUACGAGUACGAGUGGGAAAGCGGAAGGCCCCGUAGCGCGCUUCUGGCGCCGGCAGGUCAGUGUCGUGGUGCCUGCGGGUGGGCAGCGGGACCAUUUAGCCCUCGAGCGCACCUUCCUCGGCUACCUGCGCACCAGCCUCGCCCUCAGCAUGACGGGCGUCAUGAUCGCGCAGCUCUUCCGGCUGCAGCACUCGCCGCGCCCGGACCCGCUGCUCGGCUUCUUUGUGCUGGGCGUCCCGCUCGCGGCGACGUUUAUUGCCGCGGGUCUGGUCGUCAUGUUGUUAGGCGCGUGGCGGUUUUGGCGACUCCAGAAUGCGCUCGUUAGGGGGAAGGCGGUUACGGGUGGGUGGGAGAUUCUGGGGCUGAUGGGGGGGUUUUUGGUGCUUUGUACGGUCACUUUUGUGUUGGUCGUGGUGGUGGAUGUGAGGAGGGAGGAGGAAGGGAGGGAGUAGGUUUUGCUGUGAUAAUUGGAUCUUUUUGGAUCUUUCGGUUUUGGGUACGAGCGGGUUUGUUGGUUCAUCUUUGGAUAGGAAUGGUGCGAUUUGCUGAGUCGGACAUGGCGGGGAUGAAGACUUUAACAUUUGACGGAGGUCUAUGGUCUGUGCUGUUGGUAUUGGGCUUUCUUUGCAUUUGCAUAUGAAUUUUCCUAUUCCCCUCUUUCUCUUUCUUGCUCAUAGAGGACGCGACCUU
Aplosporella prunicola CBS 121167 is the source of this 1210-nucleotide messenger RNA. RefSeq lists its product as uncharacterized. Bases 46 to 972 code for a protein of 308 amino acids. Lineage: Eukaryota; Fungi; Ascomycota; Dothideomycetes; Botryosphaeriales; Aplosporellaceae. The record is from RefSeq and is a predicted model, not a curated record. The transcript is spliced from 3 exons.